This is a messenger RNA of Coprinopsis cinerea okayama7#130, 1381 nucleotides long. RefSeq lists its product as hypothetical. The coding region runs from base 5 to 1252 and encodes 415 amino acids. The record is from RefSeq and is a predicted model, not a curated record. Lineage: Eukaryota; Fungi; Basidiomycota; Agaricomycetes; Agaricales; Psathyrellaceae. The transcript has 10 exons.
CAACAUGGUCGCUCGUCCCUCCUACACCAAAGGCCCCGGCGCCUCUGUUAAGCUCACCAUUCCACCCGAGUGGUUCAUCAGCGUCUCUGCUAUCUCUCGAAAGCAGUACCACCAAGCCAUCUACCUUCAAACGAACAUCCGUAACAAUUCUGGCACUUUCAAGAGUGACUCUGGCACCAGUGGGCCCAUGCCCAAUGCUGUCAGUGGUGCUACCACCUUCCCGGUCGCUCCCCGUGAUUCGGUGGUAGAGCUCACCAUCUCGGCCUUCUUCGCCACUGUCGAUGGCAAGCUGGGCGCGAAAGACAUCAGAGACCCCAAGUACGCCUCGAGCAAGGUGGAUGUCCACGAGUCCAGGAAACCAGAAGGCGCCUCCGAGGACAUUCCCGACUAUGUUACUUACUUCAUCUUUGUCGAAGAUACCUCCGAUGCCGACCAAGUCGCUGGCAGUGGCCAGUUUGACGACUCCGUCGUUACAGUACACUUGGUGAAGACUAACACCAACCCUAUCCCACCACCUCCCCCUCCGGACGUCGUCAAGCCCUACAACCCAGUCUUGGACCGACCUCGUCCAUCCAAGCUCCCCAACUACCUCAAGGAAUACGACGUCAUCUUCCUCAUCGACGACUCUGGUUCUAUGAAAGGGGACCGCUGGCGCGAGGCUACCCAAGCACUCAACAACCUCUCCAACUACAUAAUCGAGAACGGUUGGGACUCGGACGGUAUCGACCUCCGCUUCCUCAAUUCCAACACCAUCUUCAAGUUCAGAGAUGAACUCGUCAAUGGUGUUGAAGACAAGGACAAGGUUGCUCAAGCCAUCGGCAAAGUCCAACCUGAUGGUGGUACCCCCACUGGCCGAAGGGUCAGGGAACUUCUCGACAUCCACGUCGGCAAACUCGAGCAGGCCAAAGGAACCGAGGCGUAUAGCCAAAUCAAGCCUCUCGACUUGAUCUGCAUUACUGAUGGAGAACCCACCGACGACGCCGCCCACGAAGUCGGCAAGAUGCUCGUUGAAGUCGCGAACAAACUUCGAACCAAGCCACCCCACCACCCCAACUCUCUGGGUAUCCAAUUCGUCCAAAUCGGCGGUGACGAGAAGGCCAAGGAGGCGUUGACCAAGUUGACUCAACUCGAUACGGGGAACAUCGUCGACACCGUCCCAUACAAUGGGCCUGGCUCGAUCACCGCUGAGAGGCUUGAGCGUAUCUUACUUGGUGCUUUGCACCCCAACAUUCGCGCCAUGCGAGCUCCUUGAAGUUCUAGGAAUACCGCCGUCACACUGCAUUAAUAAGAAGUUUGGCCUGACAUUCGAAGCCCUCAUGUAUGUAAAGUAGCGUUGGAAAUCAGAUUGUACUCAUCUGUCGUCGAUGUGUAACCUUUUCCU